AUGAUACAGACCAAUAAUCACCAUCUGAAUUAUGCCAAUAUCAGUCCGCAACGAAUAGCGACUUCUGCACUAUCUCUGGAUCCCAAAUCCUUGUUGUAUGCCGAACAAGAAAAGCUAUUGGUAAAACGCGGGAAAUACGAAGGAGAAUUGAUGGCAAAGAGUCAACAUCAGCCAGUACCAUUGGAGCCAAAUGUUGUCAAGGGUGCCAGUGGUGGUGGUGGUUUUGGAGGUAGUGGUGGAAGUGGUGGUGGUGGUGGAUCUGCCAAGAAGAACUUGUUGAAAACCCAAGCCAAGGCUCAUGCCAAAGUACUCAAAGAACGAGGCGUGGUACGAAUUGACAAUGUCUUGUCCAAAGAUCUUGCGGAUACCAUUCGAGAGCGGGUAUAUCAAAUGCGACAAGAAUCCGAAGAAUUGGUCCAAUCUGGUUCCCUGCCCAGCCUCGCCCGAUUUGCGGAUGUUCUCUUGAAAGAAAAUCGGUGCGACAUGACCAUUCCGUUGGGCACCACAUGCGACGACAAGGUGGAAGAAUGGGUGGCUCAAGCCUUGGCAAGUGUGCUAGUGGAUUCCCCGGUAGGAAAUACCUACCAAAACUUGUUGGGCAAGGACGCCAUUCUACGAGAAUGGAGCUGUCUGAUGAGUGACCCGUCCAGCCAACGCCAAGUCAUGCAUCCAGAUACCCCGUAUCAAGAGGAACCAGUCUUGUAUACUUGUUUCAUUGCUUUGCAAGACAUUGAUUUGGAUAUGGGUCCGACGACGUGGAUGCCUGAAACUCACGUCUCCCAAGAAAUACACGACCAAUUCCAAGAUGACACCAAAUCCAGUGGCAAUAAUGACCUCCUCUCUCCCAAGGACGAACUGCUAAUGAGCAAACCCACUGUGUUAGGUACCAUAUCCAAAGGUUGCUGUGCCAUUUUCGAUUCCCGUUUGCUCCAUGCAGGUGGUGCCAACACUUCCACAACAAGUCGGGCCCUCUUGUAUUGUACCUUUCAAAACCCCAAGGUGACCAAUGUGGGCAAUCCUGGAAGCAUUCGCAACAACUUGAUUGGUCAAUGGACGCUGCAAAAGCUUCAAAAGGAAUUGACCAAGUAUCAAAAGGGAAAACCAUCAGAAGUGUACGUAUAG
This is a messenger RNA of Cylindrotheca closterium, 1122 nucleotides long. Lineage: Eukaryota; Bacillariophyta; Bacillariophyceae; Bacillariales; Bacillariaceae. The record is from the annotation of a GenBank genome assembly.